Molecule: messenger RNA, 7408 nt
Organism: Hipposideros armiger (great roundleaf bat)
Lineage: Eukaryota; Metazoa; Chordata; Mammalia; Chiroptera; Hipposideridae
Gene: ARL5B
Product: ARF like GTPase 5B
Exons: 7
Coding region: 838-1380 (180 amino acids)
Molecular function (GO): GTP binding; GTPase activity
Source: RefSeq, a predicted model, not a curated record
AUCCAUGAGUGCUCAGAUUGGGAUCAACGAAAAUCCUGGAUACGUGGCAAAGUUGGGAAUCCUCAAGUUAAUCACAGAACUGAACUCUGUGGCUACAGGAAUGCCAUGGGUUGUCUCUCAAUCACUUCCAUUCAGAAUCAGCUAUCACGGCAGAACCCCAAGACUGCCUGCCAGCACAGGGUGACAGGAAGAGGUCAGUGGAGAGUGAAACACCCCUCACUAAUGUGCAGCACAAGGUGGCAGUUCCGAGAAACAGCAGUCUGCCCCCAGGUUUAGAGGCCAGGGACGCACCUGCCACAGACUCCAGAAAGGAAACAUGGCAAACGCUUCUGAACAGUGACACAGAGGACGCGUUCACCCAGGGAAAGUCCCCGACUCCCACGCACACUCCCCAGACAAGCCAAUUGGAGCCCGCACAGCGGAAGCGAAACCGGAAGCGCCACGUCGAAGGCGUGGGUGGACGUAGGCGCGCCGACGUCAGGUGCCGUCUUUCCGGCGAUGGGUGGUCCUGGGAUCCGCCGGGGAGGCGGAGCGGAGCGGAGGCGGGGCUUUGGGCUGCCUGCGGCUCUGGUGGGAAGGUGGGUUCAGACCGAGGGGACUACGGGUCGGCGUUAGGCUCAGUGGGCUCGAAACAAAGGACUCUGCGAUCGAGACUCGGCGCGGCGCUUUCGGACCGGUAGCUGCACGGCCAAUCGAGGCUUCUCGGCCAACCAACCAGUGCCCUCGCCGCGCAGUCUCAGUCGGCUUCUCCUUGGUUCCCCACAGCCCGCGCCGCGGUGGGGGCCCCGGCGCAGCAGCACCUGCUGCUGAGGGACCCCGUGGCCCGCACAGGUGCUCAUGAUGGGGCUGAUCUUCGCUAAACUGUGGAGCCUCUUCUCUAACCAAGAACACAAAGUGAUUAUAGUGGGACUGGAUAAUGCAGGGAAAACCACGAUUCUUUAUCAAUUCUUGAUGAAUGAAGUGGUUCAUACAUCUCCAACUAUAGGAAGUAAUGUUGAAGAAAUAGUCGUGAAGAAAACUCAUUUUCUUAUGUGGGAUAUUGGUGGUCAAGAGUCACUGCGGUCAUCCUGGAACACGUAUUACUCAAACACAGAGUUCAUCAUUCUUGUUGUUGAUAGCAUUGACAGGGAACGACUAGCUAUUACGAAAGAAGAAUUAUACAGAAUGUUGGCUCAUGAGGAUUUACGGAAGGCUGCAGUCCUUAUCUUUGCAAAUAAACAGGAUAUGAAAGGGUGUAUGACAGCCGCUGAAAUCUCCAAAUACCUCACCCUUAGUUCAAUUAAGGACCACCCAUGGCACAUUCAGUCCUGCUGUGCUCUCACAGGAGAAGGGUUAUGCCAAGGUCUAGAGUGGAUGACCUCCCGGAUCGGUGUGAGAUAACUUUUUUGCUCAAAAGAGACUGCUCUAUUUAUUCUGUGACAUGAACAUUUUUUCCUAGUACCUUCGGCUGCUAAGGCAGCAGCAUGUUUAAUUUAUAACAACACAAACCUCUAUGAGCAACACUUGAAUCAAGUGCAGCUGAACUGGAACAUGAAAUUUUUUUCUUACCUUUUUUUAAUGCACUAAUCUUCAGUUGGAUGAACACUAACAUAUAACUAUGUUUUUAGCAACAGAAAUUUUCUGGCUGCUUAUUCUAAUUAUUCAAUGACUGCCUUGUAAGAAAUGUUUGUCAUAUGUUUAAUGUUUUCUGAACUAUUGUAAUAACUUUAGUGACCAAUUUCUUUCAUUUCUUGACCAGCCCUACCCCCACCAGCAAAUUACUGGUUUGACAAAGUAAUAGUGGAAAUGACCGGGUACUGCUUGCAAACUUAACGAGCACUAAAGAUUUGCUCCCUCUAUAAACCACUUAUCUUUUGGACUGAACUUACAGAGAAAGAAAUCUGCCUAGAGGAUAUACAUAAAGAAGAUUAAAUAUCAUGAGAACUGCCUUGAAAUGAGUUAACUUCCCCUACAUUAUUGCAAGUCAUGGAAUAAGUGACUAUUAGGAUGGAAAUUAAGUAGGCUAUUUAUCUAAAAGAAUUAAGUUCACUUCUCUGCCUAUAACACAGGAUUAGUUUUGGUUAAAAACCAAUCAAGGUAAAAUAUUCAUUUGAAAGCCCAACUUUGAUGAUAAAUAUAAAUCUAUAUUUUGAGGAUUCUAAGGAUGUCGUAUUAUUCAAUGCAUAAAUAACUAUUGGAAGUUAUCAAAGCAUACCAGCACUAAUGUUAAAUCCAGACACUUGGAGUAUAUUUUACUAUCAAUUAUAAACAACCUUAAAUCAGCAUAAAGUUCAGUUAUUCCAUUUGCAAGGGACAUCCCAUCUGUCUGGGGCAAUAGCUAAGACAAGAGUAUAAACAGUUCAUUUUAUUUCCUAAAAUUUGAAAUUGUGUCUAAUAGUAUUUCUACCACCAGCAGUGUUACUUAAAAAAACAUGGCUUUCCUUAAGUCUAUUUGAGGUUGUAGUCUAAUAGGCUUAAAACAAUUGCCCUCUUGAUAGCUAUGCCUCAUGUUCUAAAAUCUCUUACUGGCGAAUAGGAAACUGCUGAACUUAAUGCUAGCUUUUAGAAUAUUACUAUGAGACUCAAAGUUAACACUAACAAUUUAUAAAUUAAAAAUUAGGAAAAAAAAGUCAAUCUGUCAAAAGUUUAUUGGAUAGCAUUAAAAGUUUUCAAGGCAGUUGUCUAAUAUGAACAGUAAUCUAGUGCAUACCUUAGGAGGGAGAACAGGUAUUAUAAUUUUAAUCCUCUUUAUUUCAAAUAUAUGAUUUUGUUGUAAUGAAAGGAAUAAGAUACACACUUAGAGAAUAAUACUUCAUCUUUGCAGUAUUUUUUUACAUUUGGGUCAAAAAUAGGAUUCAGUGUUCAUAAGAAUAUCAAAAUACCUAUUCAAAAGUGGUAUUUUAAUUUUAAUAUUUUUAUUGUAAGUUGGUUAAAAUUUUGCAUUGUUUUCAGGUAUAUUUGAUUUAUUCUAUUUAGUUUAAUUAAUUUAGUUGAAUGUGGCAACAUUUUUUUUUUAAUUUUUAUUUAGUGUUAGCACACUCUAGAACUGAAAAAUGGCCAGAGGAAAACUUUUAGGAUUUGGGGAACUAGUUGUUUUAUUAACUUUGUUUUGAACCUUUUUCUUAGUGAUUCUAUAGGAUAUAGAGGAUACAUUUUAUGUUUAAUAGAACCCAUAGUCAAGAACAUGAGAGAAAAGCAGACAUAAAUCAAUAUGGAUACUCUUGGUGUGUAUUUGGUGGUAAGAGUAGGAGUAAUUAGAGAAAUACCAUUUAUCCAAAGCACACUUUGCCAGAAUUUCUAUCUUAGUUAUGUAGUUUAGCCAUAAAUACUGAGGAUAACUCUUAAUUCUGUCCUGAGAAAAAACACAUUAAUACUCCCAUAGUCAUUCUUACAUUGGAAUUUGUCUUCUUGUAUCUUAUAAGAUUGACUGGCUCGAUGAUCUUCUAUUAAAUUAUAUGGUUAUUUUUUAUAUUACCACAUCAGCAUUAUAUUGAAAGUGUUUUUAAUAGUUGAUUAUAUUUUGUCAAACAACUAGUAUAGAUUCAAAUUUGUUAUUUAAUUGUUAAAACACUAUUUUAUUUUCUAAAUUUCAAAAAUAUUUUGUUUUGGAUUAGAAAUGAUUUAUGUUAGCUGUGUGCUUGAAAUUGGCAUUCAACUAGAUUUUGUGCCAACGAUUGGGAAAAGUUCAGUUAGGAAAUUCAUGUGAGACUUUUAAAAAGUAUUUUAUAGGUUCUCAUUAGAUAUUUCCUGUUACAUUAAUAUGAAAACUGGUUAUCCUUUACUCCAAGAGAAUGUUUUGACCCACGCGUGGAUCUAGUGCUAAAGCGUUGAUUCUGACAUUUGUUGUAAAUCAACCAAUAUAAGAUACUGUGUGAUGAAAAAUGUAAAUUUGUGAUUAGUGCCUUUAUUCAUAUUUUGAGAUGAAUUCUCUGUGUUGUACUAUACCUGUGCUUCGGAAGUCAAAUUAAUUUAACAUUGAUGUAAUCCGAGUUUUGCCCUACCCGUCAACCCCUCAAUUGCCUAACAAAGUUUCUAGUAAGUAGUGGAAAGCAAAGCACCACCCGCAUUACUUUCAGGAGAUUACUCUUCAUUUUAUUUUUAAUUUGAGAAGAAAGAAACUCAAUUUUAUUUUCUUAAUAUAUUAUAACUAAAAUGUAGCGCUACCCUUGUAAGUUCAAAUAUGGCAUUUUUCUUAAUUUUGAACAUGUUAUGUUCUUUAUAUUUAAACCCAUCAUUCUUACUGAAGCCCAUUUGAUAACUCUUUUAGAAUUAACAGGCCCUUUUAUAUGGGAAUAUACUGCACAUUUUAUAUUGUUAGUGUAAUUUAAUUUCUUAAAAUCUGAAAUAAUAUAUAUACAUAUAUAAUCUAUUGAAAAAUUGAUGAUUACAUAAUUUUUGUUUUUUGAUCCUAUAUUUGUCUGCUUAAAGGUAUAUUUUUAUUCUAUAUCCAUUAGAGGAAAGAUAAUAAAAUCAAGUUUCACUAUUAAAAAUAAUUUUAAAUGUAUACCGCCCCUAUAGCCAUAGUUAUUUUGAUAAAGCAUAAAUUAACUUUAUCUAUAGCAUGAAGAAAAAAUUAUUUUCCUAUGGAAAACAGCGAGUGAUAUAGGCAGCAAAUGUAAACAAUAUUCUCUGAAGAGUUAUGGGGAGUCACAAAGCAAAGAAAAUUUUAAAGAAAAUAAUAAAAGCUUUAAUGUAAAAAAUCUUUUCAAUGUAGUAUCUUAGGAUAAAUUAGAAAUCGAAUUGUUUCUGACUACCACUCAUUUAAUUCUAUUAUGUGGAACCUUAUCAGUUGAAAAAAAUGUAUACUAUUAUUAUGCCUUAUAUUAAAAUUGAAAAACAAACAAAAAAAGAUACACGUAAUGGGAAAUUAAAUUCAUUUUUAUCUAUUAUUUGAUUCCCACCUCAUUAUCAUUUCAUUUGAUUCCCACCUCAUUAUCAUUUCACCAAGAAAAGUAUCAAUUAGUAACUGCUACUCAACCUAAAUUGAGCUAAUAUCUAAUGACAAUGGAAAGAGAAAAUAAGCCAUAUUGCUAAGAAAAUGAUAUUAAGGUGCUUAUAAAACAGCCUGUGUUGGAAAUAUCUCUUCUAGAGAAUUCUCUUGCUUAUUUUCUGGGUUUUUACUAAUUAGAAGUGGUUAGUUAGUUCAGAAGUUAUUGGCUUUAUUAGAUGUCAUCCCAGACUGCAGUUUUGUUUGACUUUCCAGCAUUGAAAGGAUAAUGAAGCCAGAAUGUCAAUAUUUUCCAAACGUCUGUGUAAAUCUGAGUGUAGUUUAUAUUCAAGGUUAGUUUUUCCUUUAAUUCUCAUCCUUAUUUAUUUAGCUUUACUACAAAGACUAAAAUCCAAAAAUCAGAUUCCCAGGAAGUAUUUUUCAAGAGUUCCAGGUGGCCUAAGCUAAAUAGAGAAGGCCAAUAAAAAAAGUGUGUAUUUUCAACCACUUCAUUUUAAAUUACUUAAGAAAAUAUAUUAUAGUCAACAGACCAAAAAUCAGCUUUAAAUGUAUAUGGUUUGGUAAAAUAUUUGGGAAAUGUUAAUUUGGAGACAUAUAGAGGCAUACCUAGAAACAAAAGUCAAAAUACUUGAUAGUAAAGAUAAACAUGGGAUAGAAAAAUUUUCAAAAAUAUUAAUAGAAAAUUUAAAUAAAAAGUGAAUAUCCCCCAUCUGAGGCACUUAAAAUAGGAAAUACAGUUUUUUAGUGUAGAACUGGAUGGGCCUAUAUUGUUUUUAAUAUGGUCAAAGGACUGAAGACUGAUCAGGUUUUUAGAAUUUGAGAGUGUAGUCACAUGGAGGCAUGUUUUGGAUUUUUUUACCAUCAGUAAUCUACAGGUUCUCCUAGAAAUGGAGAAUUAACAAAACGUGCCAUGCAUAUCUUUUGAAUUGGAAAACAAAGUUCUAAAGGAAUGGAAAUGUUCUCUUGCACAAACUUGUAUAAUUUUAAAUUAAAAUUUUAAUUUAAAAUUUACCUCAUUUUUCAAUCCAUAAGGUGCUUUGCUCAAGUUUGUGGGAUGGUGUACCCUCCCAUAAAUACCCUCUUCACCCAAACUCUAUUUGGAAAAUGCAAAAUCCAUAACUAAAGGGGUAGCAUUCCUUGGAGAUUUUGUUAUGUUUUACUCUUGUUUACCACCAGCAGGUCUAACCUAGUGUAGUAGAUCCACACAUUGUCUUCAUUAGAGCAACGGACAAGUGCUCAUUCAAUUUUUAAUUAGUGUAAUUAAUAUCAAAUAAGGGACAGGAAAGCCCUAAAAUUACAUUGAUUAUUUCAUACUGUGAAUAUAUUUCCGUCAGUGUUGGUAAGAUAUCAAAUGACUGUCAGUUGAUCUUGGUUGUGUAUAAAUUAUUUGCAUAUUUCGGCCCUAUUCACAAGAGACUAUAAUCAUGUUCAUCUUUCAUUUUACCUCAGGAAAUUCAGGGACUCUACAGCCCCUAUUUUGUUCUCUUGGAGUAAACUGUUCAGUGUAAUUAUAAAAACUUUUAAUUUUGAUUAUAAAGUUUAGCUGCUAUUUCAUUAAGAGUGGGAAAUAAAAUGUUGGUUAUAAUUUUUUUCCAAUUAUGUAAUAGUUAUAAAUUUUACCCUAUUCAUCUAUUGCACAGAGCAUGGUUUAAUAAAACAAAAACUAAAAGCAGUUACAGCCUUGCUCUUGCAUUUAUUCUAAUUAUAAUAUAAUGAAUAUAAUCACAUGCUGCCAUCUUAAUGUAAAUUGGUGCUUUAGAGCAUUAAAGAGGAAACAGGCUCUGUAUAACAUACUUGCUUCCGAAUGUAAAACUAAAGUGUCUGUAUUUAUAUUUAUGUUCAUUUCUUAAGAUUUAAAUACAAACUGUUGUAGUUCUUUAACCUUCAGGCUAUCUGCAAAAGCUGUAACAAUAUCUUAGCUAAUCAGCCUGGUCAAAUAGAAGACGGUGUUAAUAAGGCCAAAAUUAUUAAUUGGAUCUCUGUGUGGGCCCCCUGGUUGUACAGAAGAAAAAAAAAAUGUCUUUCAUGCCACAGUCUAUGCUUUUUAACCCCAGCCAAGCAACUGAAAUGUGUGCUAUUGGUACAAUAUAUAAGCAUUAUUAUUUUUUUAAAGCAAACAAAUUACUUAAUGAAUUCAAAUCAUCGCUUUUUGAAAAUGAUUCAAAGCAUGUUUUUCUGAUGGUGGGGUUGUUUAACACGUUUUAAAUAUUUAAUAGGUUCAUUGCUGUCAUAAAAUGCUUCUUUUAUAUGCUAAGUUUAGGUUGCUGCUACUUAUGAUUUUUUUAUUUCUGCAAUUAUGUUAUAAUGGGUUGCUUGCAUGUCUACAAAGCCAAGUAAAAGGUUGAUGUUUGCUCUGGAAUGUUCAUCUUUUAAACAGGUUUUGGCUCAUUUGCAAUCAUGGUGCAAUACAGUGUAGCAUUCAUUGGUUUUCAGUCAACAGUUUUAUUUUUGUCAUAAUAAAUAAUUACUUUUCCAAUAUGA